CCCUACUUCUCAAAAAUAUCUCAGAACUAGGGUUUUACUGAGCCCAGUUCUUAAUACUUUUGUUUCGCAAACUAAGCAAAAGGUAGAAGAGAAGGCCGUUUGAAUCUUCGUCUCUCUACUAUGGGGAAGUCUAGCAAGAAAUCAAACACGAAGGUCGAGGCGGCUCCUGCUGUUGUUGCUCCUACUCCAAAGUCUGGAAAGAAAGGUAAAAGAACUGCUGGAGAGGAUAUAGAGAAGCUAGUGAGUGCAAAGAAGCAGAAAGUAAGCGAGCAGCAGGCUCUUCAGGAGAAGAAGAAGAUUGAAGUGAAGACUCAGAAGAAGAAGAAACAUGAAUCCAGUAGUUCUGAUGAGUCUUCUUCCUCGGAGUCUGAGGAUGAAAAGAAGGCUUCCAAAGUGGUUUCUUCUAAGAAGCAAAUAGUGGAUCCUAAAAAUGCCUCUGUUGCCCCUGCAAAGAAAGUAAAGCCUGCAAGCAGUUCAGAAACUUCAGAUAGUGAUUCUGAUGAGGAUGAGGGCCCCAAGUUAACAGUGAAAUCUAAUAAUUUGCAACCAGCUGUAGCCAAGAAUGGCUCAUCUGCUGCUCAAAAGAAGAAAGUUGAGUCAAGUGAUGACUCUGAAACUGAUACCUCAGAUGAGGAGUCUGAUGACGAUGAAGAGCGCAAAUCAAAGGUAACAACAGGAUCCAAAACACUGUCAGCACCAGCACCCAAUAAUGGUCAAGCAACUACUAUGAAAAAGAAAGCUGAACCGAGUGAUAGCUCUGAUUCGAGUGAUGACAGUAGCAGUGAUGAUGAGGAGAAGACAACUAAGGCGACUGAGCAAUUGAAGAAGUUGCCUACACCCACCUUGAAGAAAACCACAGUUGUCGCCUCAAAGGAGGAGGAAUCCAGUGAGAGUUCUGACGAAGAAGAUUCAGACUCGGAUUCAGAGGAUCAGGAAGAUGUCAAGAAAGCCUCUGAUGCCACUAAGAAAUCAGCACCAGGGGCAAUGCCCAAGAAAAAGGAAUCUGAUAGUUCUUCUGAGAGUGAAUCUUCGGACGAGAGCGAUUCAGAUGAUGAUGCCAAGGUUGCCAAGGUUGCCCCAUCUAAGAAGACAUUACCGGCAAAUGAAACAAAGAAAUCUACAAAGGAAAAGAUGGAAAUUGAUGAAGAUGACUCUGAAGAAACCGAGGAGGAUGAAAGUGAAGAGGAAGAACAAGCUCCCAAGACACCAAAGAAAAAAGUCACUGAUGUUGAAAUGGUAGAUGGUGAAGCACCAGCAUCUGCCAAAACACAUUUUGAUACAGCCUCCCAGAAGAAAGAUUCCAAAUCCCCUAUUACUCCACGUACGCAAUCCACAGGAUCAAAGACAUUGUUUGUGGGCAAUCUGGAUUAUAAUAUUUCUGUGGCUGAUGCGGAAACUUUCUUCAGAAAUAAAGUUGCUGAUGAACUUGUUGAGGUUCGUCUAGCGGUGGAUCAAGAAGGGAAAUUUAGAGGUUUUGGGCAUGCCGAGUUUGCCACAGUAGAAGCAGCCCAAAAGGCUCUUGAAUUGCAAGAUCAAAUGUUGGGUAGGCGUCCUGUUCACCUCGAUAUGGCUCGUGAAAGGGGUGCUUAUACUCCGCACAGCGGCAAAGAGAAUGGUUCUUUCCAGAAGGGAGGAAGAGGUGAGUCUCAAACUCUAUUUAUCAAGGGUUUUGAUAAUUCACUUGGGGAAGAUAAGGUUAGAAGUUCACUUGAAGAGCAUUUUGGUUCUUGUGGAGAGAUUAAAAGGAUAUCCCUCCCAAAAGAAUAUGGGACUGAUACAUUGAAGGGGAUGGCUUAUCUUGAGUUCAAUGAUGGCCAUUCUUUCAACAAAGGUCUAGAACUGAAUGGAACUGAAGUUGGUGGUAAUUACUUAACUGUGGAGGAGGCAAAGCCACGGAAUGAUAAUCGUGAUGGUGCUAGUGGUGGUAGAGGUGGUCGUGGUGGUGGUAGGGGUGGUGGGGGCCGUUUCAGUGAUAGAGAUAGUGGAGGGCGUUUUGGUGGUCGACAAGGCGGCGGACGUAGAGGUGGAGGUGGUUUCAGAGGACGUGGAACGCCAAAUAAACCAAACUUGGCCGCUGCUGGCACAGGAAAGAAAAAGAGAUUUGAUGAUGAUGAGUAAAGAGCAGAUAAGCAUAUGGAGAUGGGGCCUUUUCUUUGUUUUUAAGAUAUGUUUUUCCUAUUUUAUAGCAAUGACAUUUGAAAUACUGACAUGCUGCUACUUUGACAUUUGUGCUUGCUUAUUUUUUGUAUUGUUCGGGAAGUUGACUUCCAAAAUUUUGAACUAUUUUUUUCGUUGGAAUUGUGUUGUGAACUUGUGAUCCUUCA
Tripterygium wilfordii is the source of this 2324-nucleotide messenger RNA. RefSeq names its product nucleolin 1-like. Bases 121 to 2118 code for a protein of 665 amino acids. Gene Ontology annotation, molecular function: RNA binding. The transcript is spliced from 18 exons. NCBI's taxonomy places the organism in Eukaryota, Viridiplantae, Streptophyta, Magnoliopsida, Celastrales, Celastraceae. The record is from RefSeq and is a predicted model, not a curated record.